AUGCCUCCUCAUUCUGUGUUCGAAUGGGUUGUUGGGCGGAACAUCAGCAGCGGACAGAGGAACCGCUCUUCCCGGAGAGAAUCCAUUAGGGUCGAACUUACCACAGACGAUGAAACCGACACCGAGUCUAUCACGGUCACUUACCCACGCAAGAACUCUUCCAAACGGAGCAAAAGAAAGCACAAGAAAUCCAAGCCAGCCAGUCCUCUGCCGGAGAAAAGGGUAACCUUCCGAGACAGACCACUCAAGUCCGCUCUCAAGAAGAGUCCCCAGUCGUCCUCUUCCGAGGCAUCCUCCGAAGAGUCGAGCGGGAAUGAGUCCGAUGUAGGUUCCAGCUCCUAUGAGAGCAGUGAUGAGGAGCCUCCGCCCAAGUCCAAGAAGAGCAAGAAGAAGGCCGAGAAGCCGGGGUCGACAGACAGCGCACCGAGCAGCACCAGCGGUGAUUCCGAACCUGAUACCAAGAAGCACCAUAAUUGCGGUUGCGCAUGUUGUGUAGCCGGGCUGCUUCUGCUGACGAAGAUGGAAGAAUUCUCCAAGAGCGGCAAGAGCAGCGAAGUUCCGUCAAGCGGGGAAGACAAAUCAGAUCAGAAGGAGAACGAAAAGGAGAAAAAAGGGGAGACGAAGGGCAACGACAACGGCAAUGGUAAUGGCAAGGGUGGCAAGGGUGGCAAGGGUGGAAAUAAGAAUAAUGGAAAGGGCGCGACGAAUGGGAAGGGAGGGAAUAAACGGAAGAAGGAAGAGACGGAGGAGGAUACUGAGGCGACCUCGGGUAAUGAGUCCUCUACAGCGGCUGAAACAACAACGGAGUCUGAGCCGGAAUCUAGCAAGGACGAGCCUUCAUCUGCAGGUGAGACGGCUACGGAAUCCGAGCGGGAGCCAGCAAAGAAGAGCAAGAAAAAGAACAAGAAGAACAACCAGGUGACUAGCAAGAAGAAAGCACAAGAAAAGGGUGAAGAGUCCAGCAGCGAGGAAGAUGAACCAAAGAAAAACGGGAAGAAAUCAAACGGCAACAAGGCGAAGGGCGAGGAUAAGACGGAAGGUCAAGAGAAAUCCGAGAAGAAGGGCGAGAUCGGAGAAAGCGCCGAGGACAAUAAGACGAAUGACGACGGAAAGAAGCCCGAACAAGAGAGCCAUCCACAUCUUCUCAUGCCUGCCCGGCAGCGGAACCUCAAGGUGGAGCACGUGCUUGAGAAUCCCGCCCGGGAUGCUCCUCCCAACGCCUACUUCGACAACGACCGAAACGUCUGCCGAGUGUACCACGGACCGUAUUGGGGUUACCCCAACAGCCACCCUUAUCCGCCGGGGGGGCCCACCGCGCCGCAGUACCCAGCUCCGGGCUGGGUACCAGUGCCUGGGACACAGCCAAUGCACGGUCGCCGAUCGAGCGGAAUUGGCAUUCCGCCAGGAUUUCCGCCGCCGCUACAUCGGCCUCCUCACACGCCGUACCCGGCCUGGCCGCAACCAUACGGGAUGUUUCCGCCGGCCGGGCCGCCACCGUACGGCAACCCAGCCGUGCCACCGAUGGGGCUCUCAGGGAUGGCCGGCAGCCCCCAUCUCGAGGCGCAGCUGCACGGUGGCUGGCCGAUGAGCCCGAGAUGGCAUAAGAGGGAAAACGACCAGGGGAAGUCGGGCGAUGGGAACAGGAAGACAUCGGGGGAGCACGGCAAAGGCACUGGCGUCCAUUGGGAUCAGAGCGGCUCCGCGUCCCAGCCCAACAAGGAUAACACCAACAGCAAUGACAAACAAGAAGCCCAAGACAACAAUAACAACGACGACAACGACGACAACAACAACAACAACAACGAUAACAACAACUGGGGUGCCAAUGACAACAACGACAUCACUAACUGGGGAGACAACAACAACGAUAACAAACCCAAAACCCCGUCCCCAAACCUCCGCCCCGAUCCCACAAGCAGCAUGCCCGGCGGCUGGCCCCCGAACAGCAACAAUAACAACAACAACAACAGCAACAGCAGCAACAACAACAACAACAACAACAACAACGGGAAGGGCAACGAUGACUGGGCUGCAGUCCCUCUUGGUGGUAACUGGGGCGAUCCCUCAGCUGCUCAAGAACCCCAAUGGUGA
Messenger RNA from Chaetomium strumarium, 2091 nucleotides. RefSeq lists its product as uncharacterized. The transcript has a single exon. Gene Ontology annotation, cellular component: P-body. Gene Ontology annotation, biological process: deadenylation-independent decapping of nuclear-transcribed mRNA. Lineage: Eukaryota; Fungi; Ascomycota; Sordariomycetes; Sordariales; Chaetomiaceae. The coding region runs from base 1 to 2091 and encodes 696 amino acids. The record is from RefSeq and is a predicted model, not a curated record.